Molecule: messenger RNA, 5127 nt
Organism: Mauremys mutica (yellowpond turtle)
Lineage: Eukaryota; Metazoa; Chordata; Testudines; Geoemydidae
Product: zinc finger protein 397-like
Exons: 4
Coding region: 676-2046 (456 amino acids)
Biological process (GO): regulation of transcription by RNA polymerase II
Molecular function (GO): RNA polymerase II cis-regulatory region sequence-specific DNA binding; DNA-binding transcription factor activity, RNA polymerase II-specific
Source: RefSeq, a predicted model, not a curated record
GAGUGUGGCACUGGGGGUGCAGGGCUCUGUCCCCAGAUGCUAGUUCCUGCUCUGUCCUUGUUCUUCUCUGGGUGAGACCAACCCCUGGUCUGGAGAGCCAGAGCAACCCUCCCAUCCCCAACUCCAGCCCAGCAUGGGGCUGGGAGCUGGGGCAGCAGCUCUGCAACAGGGACUCUGCCCCCUCUGUGCCCCAUGGCAUCUGAAGUAGCACCAAAUGAUUCAGAGGGGCUGCUGCCAGCACUCCAGGGGAAGACUGGGGCAGUGUCUGAGCUGGGAGUCUUACCAUUAGUUAAACCACUGCAGCUCUGUGAGUAGACCAGGCCUCAUUUCGCUUGUGCAUAUUACAAAGUUUAAUCAUGACCUAACCUUAUGUUCUUAUGAUGGGUGGUUGUUCCCAAGCUGUGCGCGCGAUGGUGCAAUCUUCAUUAUGGUACAUGAUCACGUGCUAUUUAUUCCACACGACCCCUUGCCUCAUCCAGCACACAAAGAGGGUGAAGUUCAGGCUGUUCGUACAAUUCAGCAUUUCCUAGCUCUGAGUACUCAACUUUGGAACCUAAAUAACGUUCUUUUCAUGUGUUUUUUGCUGCCUGGAGAGCCGGACGUUCCUACAGGGCCUACGAGUGAGCGACAGGGUUUGUUCCUGAGCUGGAAUUGCAGUCGUUCCAAGGACAGACAAUGGCUGCUGAGCUGGGUGCAAGUGUAGUUUUGGGUUUCCAGCUCCAGGCGCCACUACAGCAGGGAAUGCAGCCCCCAGUGAAAAUGGAGGAGCAGAACCCAGUCAGCCCCAAGCCAGGGGAGGGAGCAGAAGGGGCAGAAAAAGCCCUUUGUGACAUCCAGGCUAGUACCAUUGGGGGGCUACUGAGAUGGGCAGCACCACGAUGGGUCAAGCAGGAGCCACAGGAAGAGCCAGUCACCCUCCGUGGGGGUGACACCCACAUAGAGACGCGGCGUCGGCGCUUCAGGCAGUUCCACUACCAGGAGGCCAAGGGGCCCCAGGAGGCUUACAGCCACCUCCAGGAACUCUGCCAUGGCUGGCUGGAGCCGCAGAGCCGCACAAAGGAGCAGAUCCUGGAGCUACUGAUCCUGGAGCAGUUCCUGACCAUCCUGCCGGAGGAAAUGCAGAGCUGGGUCUGGGAACGUGGCCCUGAAACUUGUGCCCAGGCAGUGGCCCUGGCAGAGGGGUUCCAGCUGAGGCAGCCAGAGUUUGAGGGGCGAGGGCUACAGGUCAUGGUGCGUGUAAAGGUUGAGGAAGUGGCCUCAGAAGAAAAGGCGUCCCCUGGAGCACUAUGGGAAUCUGCUGGCUCCAGACUAGAGCAGCCAGAGCCCCAUCCUGGGUGUGCAUCCCAGGACGCGGGAUGGAAUGAAGCUUCAGGAUCCCUGUACAAGCUGCUUCAUGUCCCCAAAGAGGAGCACCAGCUCCUCCAGGAAAUAGCUGAUGGCAAGGCCAGUAGUGACAACAAAGGGGAAACAUGUCACCCAGGAGAGCAACCAAAGCACAACGCAAAGAAUAGGCAGCAUCGCCCUGGGGAACACAACCCGGCAGAACAAGCUCAUAAGUGCACCAAGAGUGGGAAGGGCAUCAGUGUCGGCUCUGCCCUUAUUACACCCCAAAGAGUCCACGCGAGCAAGAAACGCUGGACCUGUGAUGAGUGUGGGAAAAGACUUGGCGACAGCUCGGCUCUCACAAAACACCGAAGGAUGCACGCCGGCCAGAAACCGUUUGUCUGCACCGCCUGUGGUAGGAGCUUUAGCCAGAGCUCGGUCCUCAUGACGCACCAGAGAACUCACACCGGGGAGAGACCUUACAUCUGCACCGAGUGUGGGCGACGCUUCAGCGACAGCUCCAACCUCACUCGGCACCAGAGAACCCACGUGGGCCAGAGACCCUAUAUCUGCACCGGCUGCGGGAGACGCUUCAGCCAGAGCUCACAUCUCACGAGACAUCAGAGGACCCACACCUCUCAGAACCAUGGGCACAGCUGCACAGCAGGUCCUGAGCAGCUGCUUCUCCAGAGCAGCCCCUUGGCAGGGGGUCUUGUGGCCUAGCAUGUGUCAGAUAUCUGGGCCUCUGCCUUGGUCACACAGAUAGAGAAUGGGAAAGGGUUGGGGGGAAGUGUAGGGAGCACUUUCCUGAGGUGACUGAAUGCUGCGAGGAGGGAUUGUGAUGGGUGAUCACAGUGAAAAGCAGAUAUGGUCUUAUGUACUGAGGUUGGGGCGGGGGUGAGCUGGGAAUCAGAACUCCUGGGUUCUGUUCCUAGCUCCAGGAGAAGUGUGACAUCUAGAGUUGGAGCAGGACUGUCAGUUGGGAGAUCCUGAGGUCUGUUAUUGAGGCUACAGAUAUGUUUUCUCCCCCAUGCCCACACCCUCUAUUUGUAAAAGGCUUUUGGCUCCCUGGGUGGAAACACUGUUAAGUAGUGAAAAGUAAACAGGGGCUUAAGGACAGGGAUGCAUUUGCAGCCAAUAGGUGGCUGGAUACAGAGGUGAUGACUCAAGAUGGGAGGAGAAGUGCCUGAGAUCAACAGACAAUCAAAGUCCAUUUCUAAUUGAGCACCCCAUGGGUUUGAGGACCCAGCAGGGCAGAAGGGUUCAACACCCCACAGCAAUCUCCAUCUCAUCCGCAGGUGCUGAGCAGCUAGAUCUAAAGAAACAUCCCUGGGCUGCAAAUAUAGACUCCCAGGCCCUGAACUCCUUUGUGUCUUGCACUUGGUCCUGCAGGCUCCUUUCUGCUUGUUUGGGCUUUAGGGGUAGCAGUAUCAUGUGUUUUCCUUUUGCCUGGCUGCUGGGAACCUGCCUUGGAACCCUGAUCCCUACAACACAGUGCCUCCAAUGCCACGCUGGGGAAUGAGAUCAGCACUGCCUGCAUGGGGGAGAACCCAGAAGCAGAAACACAUCCUGAUGUUGUACCUCCUGGUGGCUAUUUGCUUUCUCAUGUGGAUCGUUCUCCUCUCGCUCACAAUCAAGAAUGACCAGAAGAUGACUGAGGAAUUAAAGACGAUAAAUGCUGCCAUUUCCCAGCGGAUAGACCAAGACCAGAAGAUGACUGAGGAAUUAAAGACGAUAAAUGCCCUUUCCCACAGGAUAAACCAAGUGUCCUCCACCCUGGCCAAAGCCAAGCUACUCUCCCAGGAUGUCUCGGCAUGUGGGGCACUUGUCUCCUGCCCAGCAGGGUACAAGCCCACGGGCUGCACCUGCGGAAUGUGCUGCAGCUCCUGGGACAUUCGCACCAACUCCACCUGCCACUGCCAGUGCGGCGGCAUCGACUGGACGGCCACAUGCUGCUGCAAGAUAGGGCUGGAGUGAUGCCAAAACACAGCCUGGGGCACCGGAGAGCCCCACCUGGCCUGCUGCCCCUGCCACCUCCUCGCCAUGGGCCCUGGCACAGAACCAUGCUGUGCCCUUUGUGCCCAGUGCAAUGAAUAAACUUGGAUCUGGGUCUGUUAAAAAAAAACAAAAAAACCCUGAAUUCCCUGCAAACAACGCCCAAAUCAGGGUUCAUUCUAUUCCAGACACUCCCUCUGCAGGUGUUUGUGCUUCGGCUGCUGGGAGGGAGCAGCCAGAGCAGUGAAAAUGCAAAUGCUGCUUUAGCUGCGGUAAGAGCAUCCUUGUCUCUUCUAAAGCUUCUUCCCCAGCUCCCAGCCUGGAGCUCCCCACAGCUUUACAUUGCAUCUACCCCAUUUCUAUCCUCAUUUGGGACUCUGCUACCCUGCAGCUCCCAGGCCAUAUCUACAUUACAGUAGCACAGUAACAUAGUAGACAUUUCCUACAUCGACAAAAUGGUUUUUUUUCCAUCAAUGUUUUUCCACCUCUCCGAGUGGCAGUAGCUAGUGUGAUGGAAGAAUUGAUCUAACCCUGGAGGUUAGAUUAACCUAACUACGUCACACAAGGCACAGGUUUUUUUCCACGGCCUUUAAUGAUGUUUCUAGGUCAAUCACAUUUUUUUUAGGUAGCUCAGAUCUUAGUCACGAGAACCCAUUACAGCUUGGCUUUGUCCUGAUAACUGCUAAAUGCUGCACUGUAGCCUAGUCCUAACCGUAUCCAUGUAACAGGGUUACAAUCUUGACCCAGCCAAGGUCACAAGGACAUGGCUCUGCUCUGCACUAGAACAUUGACCCAUGCUGUAACCAGGUUCUUAUGAAAGUGUUGAUGGGUUUGGGAUAUGUGCAUAGUGAGGGGAAAAUGCUGAGAUUGCUAGCUGUGCUGCCUUGGGAAAAUGAGACUCUGAAGCUCUGAUAGCAAAGGGCCAAUGUGUCUUACUCUCCACACAGGGCCAGAGCAAAGAUCCUGAUGUGCUGCAGCCCAAGGUCCCCAUAGGUAAGCUGCACUGGCCAACAACAAAUCAUGUGGGGGAAAGAAACAAAAAGCCAAGGCAGAGCCAGGGACACAGCAACUGGCUAUGGGAUAGAGGCAGCUGGAGCCAAUGAGCCUGGGGCCAACAAGGGUCAUAAGAAUGGCCAAACUCGGUCAGACCAGAGGUUCAUCUCCCCCAGUAUCUUGUCUUCCAACAGUGGCUAACGCCAGGUGCUUCAGAGGGAAUGAACAGACAGAUAAUCAUCAAGUGAUAAUUUCCUGUAGCCCUUUCCCAGCUUCUGGCAAACAGGCUACAGACACCAUCCCUGCCCAAUAGCCAUUGAUGGACCUGUCCUUCAUGAAUUUAUAAAGUUAUUUUUCGAACCUUGUUAUGGUCUCGGCUUUCACAACACGCUCUGGCAAAGAAUUUCACAAGUUGACUGUGCGCUGUGUGAAGAAAUACUGACUUUUUGUUUGUUUGAAACCUGCUGCCUAUGAAUUUAAUUUGGUGAUCCCUAGUUGUUGUGUUAUAAGAAGGAGUAAAUAACACAUUCUUAUUUACUUUCUCCACACCAGUCAUGAUUUUAUAGACUUCUAUCAUACCCCCCCCCUUAGUCAUCUCUUUUCUAGGGUGAAAAGUCCCAGUCUUAUUAACUUCUCCUCCUAUGAAAGCGGUUUCAUUCCCCUAAAUGUUAUGCUGAUCUUUUCUGUACUUCUUCCAAUUCCAAUAUAUCUUUUGGAGAUGGGGCUACCAGAGAGAGAGAGACAUCAUGAAGAAUCGCCUAGCUACCACCUGAGCUGGAACAAGAGCUGUACCAGGGGAAAGAAUUGUGCCCAGGC